AUGCUUCGUCUUCAGCUACGCUCAAUUGCCAGAACACCAUUAGCUGGUCGUUUAGCUAGAAACUAUGCUGUUUCUACAAAAUCACAAGAGCUAAUCUCUAAAAAUGUUCAAGAAAUUGAUCCAGAAAUGGCUGAUAUUUUAAAAUCUGAACGUUUACGUCAAAAAUCAUCAAUUACUUUGAUUCCAUCAGAAAACUUUACAUCAAAAGCUGUUAUGGAUUUAUUAGGUUCAGAAAUGCAAAACAAAUAUUCAGAAGGUUAUCCAGGUGAACGUUAUUACGGUGGUAAUGAAUUUAUUGAUAAAGCUGAAAGUUUAUGUCAAAAAAGAGCCUUGGAAGCUUUCCAUUUAGAUCCUUCAUUAUGGGGUGUUAAUGUUCAACCAUUAUCAGGUGCACCAGCUAACUUGUAUGCUUAUUCAGCUGUUUUGAAUGUUGGUGACAGAUUGAUGGGUCUUGAUUUACCACAUGGUGGUCAUUUGUCUCAUGGUUACCAAACCGCUUCAACUAAAAUUUCGUUCAUCUCUAAAUAUUUUCAAACCAUGCCAUAUAGAUUGGAUGAAUCUACUGGAUUAAUUGAUUAUGAUGCUUUAGAAAAAUCAGCUGAAUUAUUCAGACCAAAAAUCAUUGUUGCUGGUGCUUCUGCUUAUUCAAGAAUCAUUGAUUAUGAAAGAAUUAGAAAGAUUGCAGACAAAGUUGGUGCUUAUGUGUUGUCAGAUAUGGCUCACAUUUCAGGUUUAGUUUCAGCAGGUGUUACACCAUCUCCAUUCCCAUACUCUGAUAUCGUUACCACUACUACUCAUAAAUCCUUAAGAGGUCCAAGAGGUGCAAUGAUUUUCUUCAGAAAAGGUUUGAGAAAAACUACAAAAAAAGGUAAAGAAAUUUUCUAUGAUUUGGAAAAAAAAAUCAACUUCUCAGUCUUCCCAGCUCAUCAAGGUGGUCCACAUAACCAUACCAUUUCAGCUUUAGCAGUUGCCUUAAAACAAGCUCAAUCACCAGAAUACAAAACUUAUCAAGAAAACGUUGUCAGCAAUGCCAAACAUUUUGCAGAUGUUUUACAAUCAAAAGGUUUCAACUUGGUUUCAAACGGUACUGAUACUCAUUUAAUCUUGAUUGAUUUACGUAGUAAAAAAAUUGACGGUGCAAGAUUAGAAGCUGUUUUGGAAAGAAUCAACAUUGCUGCUAACAAGAACACAAUCCCAGGUGAUAAGUCUGCUUUGUUUCCAUCUGGAUUAAGAGUUGGUACCCCAGCUAUGACUACUCGUGGUUUUGAACAAAAAGAAUUUGACCAAGUUGCUGAUUAUAUUGAUAGAGCUGUUAAAGUUGCACUCGAGCUAAAAAAUAAUGCUAAAGGUGAUGAUGCUAGAGCUUUGUUAGCUGACUUCAAAAGAUUAGCGGAUGAAUCUGAUGAUGUUAAAGCUUUAGGUAAAGAAGUUGCUGAGUGGGUUUCUCAAUACCCAGUUCCAGGUGAGUUAUAA
Molecule: messenger RNA, 1473 nt
Organism: Hansenula anomala
Lineage: Eukaryota; Fungi; Ascomycota; Saccharomycetes; Phaffomycetales; Wickerhamomycetaceae
Gene: SHM1
Product: glycine hydroxymethyltransferase SHM1
Exons: 3
Coding region: 1-1473 (490 amino acids)
Biological process (GO): tetrahydrofolate interconversion; folic acid metabolic process; L-serine catabolic process
Cellular component (GO): cytoplasm
Molecular function (GO): serine binding; pyridoxal phosphate binding; zinc ion binding
Source: RefSeq, a predicted model, not a curated record